This is a messenger RNA of Juglans microcarpa x Juglans regia, 1167 nucleotides long. RefSeq lists its product as uncharacterized. The transcript is spliced from 3 exons. The record is from RefSeq and is a predicted model, not a curated record. Bases 127 to 843 code for a protein of 238 amino acids. NCBI's taxonomy places the organism in Eukaryota, Viridiplantae, Streptophyta, Magnoliopsida, Fagales, Juglandaceae.
AAAAAAAAAAGACAACUCGAUCUGUGUUUGACUUUUGCCACUAGUUGCAGCUGCUUGUCAUGAUUCUACUGAUCUCUUUGCUCUUUGCCCCUGCACCGUGAGAGAGAGGGCUCGGAGAGAGAAAGAAUGGAAGAGGAGCAAUUGGACUAUGUUCUGGUACCUUCGGGUCUAUUGUUGUUCGGAUUAUACCAUCUCUGGCUUAUCUUUACCAUCCUCCACUCUCCCAAACGAACCGUCAUUGGCAUCAAUGCUGAGUCUCGCCACCAUUGGGUCUUCUCCGUGAUGACUGACCCCGUAAAGAAUGGUGUUUUGGCAGUUCAAACAAUUCGCAACAACAUAAUGGCAUCUACAUUGUUAGCGACAACAGCAAUUACUCUCAGUUCACUAAUCAGUGUUUAUGUCAGUAGCACAUCAAAGUCUAGCAACACAUCUUCACAGCUGGUUUAUGGCAAUAAGACUUCUAUGAUCUCUUCAGUCAAGUACUUUUGUAUCUUGCUUUGUUUCCUUCUUGCGUUCCUUUUCAAUGUGCAGUCUAUUAGAUACUAUGCCCAUGUUAGCUUCUUGGCUACCACGCCUGCUUGGAGUGAUAAUAAAGAGUCUAUUGAGUACAUCGUGAGAAAUUUGAAUCGUGGAAGCCUCUUUUGGUCCCUUGGAUUGCGAGCAUUCUACCUUUCAUUCCCUCUGUUCCUCUGGAUAUUUGGUCCCAUACCCAUGUUUGCUUGUUGUUGCUUACUGUCACUUCUUCUAUAUUUCUUGGACACCACUACCAGUUUUACACGGAAUCUUCACUGUCAUUCACUCAAACAAGUUACCAAGAGCAACGACAUGGAUUCAGCUGUUUAAUCAUUAGUUGCUGCCUGAUGGCAAAUCUAGACUGGUUACUAAGCUGCUGCUUUGGAGCUCAUUGCCUGUUCUUCUGUCUUAUCAGUGUAGUAAUACAGAAGAAACAUUGUAGGCGAAAUUGAAGUGUGUUCGAGGUCAUCUCUUCAAGUAUGUAUAGCCACUGAUGAACUUUAGAGUGCCUUAAGUUUUAUGCUUUGCUAAAAAUGCUAUCUUGAUGUUCUGCUUUUUAUUUUGCUUCUAGUCCUUUCUCAGAAUCUCAAUCAUAUUAUUCAGCAGCUUCUAUUCAUUCAUUACAACAGAAAUGUGAGAGCGCCGUGUUAUUCU